CUCAUUGAAGAAAAGGUGAGUGCGACUGAUGGCGACUCGGCUUGAUGUUAGUUGGUAAAAACAUCGAUAGCUUCAAUUAACUUAUUAUCAUCGUUAAAAAUAUAAUAGAUUGAUCAUUUCUGUUAUUAAUUUUGUUUCAUAUCAUUCAAUAAUCAACUUCAUUUGGUGUUUAAACAGUCAUUUUUGCUUUUUUUGUGUGUAUUUACAAUCAACAGCAGAAGAGACCUACUCUUGUAGCUUGUUACAUUCAUUUUUGUUUUGUCUUUUUGUGCUCCUAUUUUCUUUUCUUGCUGUUUCUCGUUAUUAAGAUUAAUAUUUAUCAUUUAACCAUUUCUUAUUAAGAAUUUGAAAUUUAACUACCUUGAAUCUAAAUCAAUCUCGGUUGAUAUGCCUGCUCGUCGGAAACAUUUCAAUAACCGUCAUGAUCCUGUCCCAAGAGCUCGGAGUCAGAGAAAGAAAAUAAAAAAGUCUCUGGGACCUGAUUUUCUUGAUCCAUCUGACCUGGGUUAUGGUUAUUUGAAAGAUACAUAUAAACCCAAAUGUUAUCUGUGUGAUUUUCCGAUCUCUUCAGGUCGGGAUGAGAAGUGUGUUACAUGCAAUAAAUGUAAUCUCAAAGUACACCGGCGAUGUCUAAUUCCUGAUGAUAAUGAUAAACUCAGUAUUUCCGAAGAAGACUGGCAAUGUGAGAAAUGUACAGCAGUAUGCUCUUUGUGCAAAUUGAACAAUGAAGCCGAGCCCACAAUUCAUUGUACUAUUUGUGAUACUCCGUAUCAUAUAAUUUGCAUCCAGCUUUAUAGUGACCAACCUAAACCUAAAAGACAAUGCUCAUGGGUUUGCAAAAAGUGUCUUGAUGUUGCAGGUGACAAAUUAAUAAUAAAUAAAGAACCAUCAAAAGAAAAUACGAGCAGCAAUAUUAGUAAUGCUCAUAUUAAAAGACUUAAUAUGACUAAUGGGAAAAGUCACUCAUUACUGGUUGCCACUGCUAAUGAAAAUAAUAGGGAACCUGAGGAUUUGCUUAUUGAUAACUCAUCAACAAUCGAGCUACCUGAUGAAUUAGAAACAUCGAUUAAAGGAAUAGAGCCAUCUAAAGCUGAAAUUGCCGAUUAUCAUGCCUUUGUCUCUGAUAGACUCGCUAAAAUGGUUAAGAGCCUAAGUAUGGACCCAGAUCCGAAAAAUUGGACAACAACGGACGUAGAAUCAUAUAUCAAAGAAAUAGGUUUUCCGGAUCAAGCACAUCUUUUCAAAGAACAGUUGAUUGACGGCCGUUCCCUUCUUCUUUUAAGACGAGUUGAUGUCGUCAAAGGACUAUCCAUGAAAUUAGGACCUGCUCUUAAAAUUUAUGCUCACAUUAACCAAUUACAAGAGAUUGAUAUUGUACCAGCUUUUAAUUCUUUAGAAUCAAGUCAACAAGCCGAUGAUAAUUUAAAUACAGUCUAAAUUUGGUCUAUCCUAUUACUCCUUUCUCAUCAUAUUCAUUACAUUUUUGUCAUCCAUUAACUCAUCCACUUUACUCUGUAAAAUAUCUCUUAAAUCAUGCAAAGAACAAUAAGCAAAACCAAUAAUUAAGAGUUAUUUUCAUCAUGUAACUAUGCCGCUCAUCAUCUUGAGUAUUUUUGAUGCUAUUAUAUUGUAUUGUAUUAGGGUAAUUGAAUCUUUAUUCAACACUUCUUCUUUUGGAAAAUAAACUCUUGAAAUUAUA
Messenger RNA from Tetranychus urticae (two-spotted spider mite), 1699 nucleotides. Its product is annotated as polyhomeotic-like protein 2. The record is from RefSeq and is a predicted model, not a curated record. NCBI's taxonomy places the organism in Eukaryota, Metazoa, Arthropoda, Arachnida, Trombidiformes, Tetranychidae. Gene Ontology annotation, molecular function: chromatin binding; histone binding. Gene Ontology annotation, cellular component: nucleus. Gene Ontology annotation, biological process: negative regulation of DNA-templated transcription.